Molecule: messenger RNA, 3315 nt
Organism: Cuscuta campestris
Lineage: Eukaryota; Viridiplantae; Streptophyta; Magnoliopsida; Solanales; Convolvulaceae
Source: the annotation of a GenBank genome assembly
GGGCGUACGAAAGCAGGAGAGGCGGCGGCGGCAACCUGACGCGCUGCUCAGGGACAGUUUUCUCGAACCCACCACACAAUGGCAUUGGUGACUAGUAAAGCUAAUCCAUUUCUCUCAACUCUAUCCCACUUUCUGGCUUGGCAGAGAUUGGGCUUCCGCACUAUAUGCAGCGGCCGCCAAGUCUUGGCAACUUCCACUGUGCUGUCACCAAUUUCCGGUCCAGGAACUACCGCGGCUGGUACAAAGAUUCUUGAAACCUUUACGGAGGAAUUCGAAGUUGGUUCGCAGAAAAUUACUUUGGAAGCUGGGAAAAUAGCUCGGUUUGCUAACGGUUCUGUGGUUCUGGCUAUGGAUGAGACCAAAGUUCUCUCAACCGUGGCCUCUGCAAAGGGCGAAGCAGUCCGCGACUUUCUACCACUCACUGUUGAUUACCAAGAGAAGCAAUUUGCUCAAGGUUUAAUACCAGGCACAUUCAUGCGGCGUGAGGGUGCUCCAAAAGAACGUGAACUUCUUUGUGGUCGUCUCAUUGAUAGGCCUAUACGCCCCCUUUUUCCGGUUGGAUUUUACCACGAGGUGCAGGUAAUGGCAAGUGUUCUUUCAUCCGAUGGAAAACAAGAUCCAGAUGUAAUGGCGGCCAAUGCAACAUCUUCUGCUUUGAUGUUGUCAGAUAUUCCCUGGGGCGGUCCCAUAGGGGUAAUUCGUUUAGGGAGAAUCUGUGGACAAAUAAUUAUCAACCCAAGCAUGGAUGAGCUAAACUUAAGUGAUCUCAACUUGGUAUAUGCAUGCACAAAGGAUAAAACUUUGAUGAUAGAUGUCCAGGCACAUGAAAUUUCCGAAAGGGAUCUGGAAGCUGCUUUGAGACUGGCCCACCCUGAGGCUAAAAAGUAUUUGGAGCCUCAAGUUAGGCUUGCAGCUAGAGCAGGCAAGCCAAAAAAAAGGUAUAAACUUUCUAUGGUGUCUGAGAGAACACUUGAAAAAAUACGGAAUUUGGCUACAGAACCUAUUAAGGCUGUCUUUACAGAUCCCACUUAUGGCAAGUUUGAGCGAGGAGAAGCAUUAGAUAAAAUAACACAAGAUGUUAAAAGAUCACUCGAGGAAGAAUGUGAUGAACAAGGCUUAACCGUGUUGUCAAAGGCUGUUGACACAGUGCGGAAAGAGGUUGUUCGCAGAAGGAUUGUUGCGGAGGGUCUUAGAGUUGACGGAAGGCAUCUUGAUGAAGUUCGACCAGUGUACUGUGAAUCCGGUAAUCUAGCUGCGCUGCAUGGUUCGUCACUCUUUUCGCGUGGAGAUACACAGGUUCUUUGUACUGUUACACUUGGAGCCCCAGGGGAUGCUCAACAGCUAGAUUCCCUAGUUGGUCCUUCGACAAAGCGUUUCAUGCUUCACUAUAGUUUUCCUCCUUUUUGUAUAAACGAAGUCGGCAAACGAGUUGGUCUGAAUAGACGUGAAGUUGGACAUGGUACUCUUGCUGAGAAGGCUCUGUUAGGUGUUUUACCUCCUGAAGAUGAUUUUCCAUACACUGUCCGUGUCAAUUCAGAAGUUAUGUCAUCUGAUGGGUCAACAUCAAUGGCAACUGUCUGUGGUGGAAGCAUGGCUUUGAUGGAUGCUGGGAUUCCAGUAAGACAACAUGUAGCUGGUGUAUCUGUUGGGCUUGUCAGUGAUGUUGAUCCAUCAACUGGAGAAAUCAAGGAUUAUAGGAUACUAACAGAUAUAUUGGGUUUGGAGGAUCAUCUAGGUGAUAUGGACUUCAAAGUUGCAGGCACGCGUAAUGGAAUAACAGCUAUUCAAUUAGACAUAAAGCCUGCUGGAAUCCCCCUAGACAUCAUCUGUGAAUGUUUAGAACCUGCACUUAAGGGUCGACUUCAAAUCCUUCAACACAUGGAGCAUGAAAUUAAUGCUCCACGCAUUCAAGAUGAAAAGUGUUCUCCCCGUUUAGCCACAUUGAAAUACAGCAACGAUGCACUUCGCCGUUUGAUUGGUCCUCUUGGUGCCCUGAAGAGGAAAAUUGAAGAAGAGACAGGUGCACGAAUGUCAGUUAGUGAUGGAACCCUUACAAUAGUUGCCAAAAAUCAAUCUGUCAUGGAGAAAAUACAAGAGAAGGUUGAUUUUAUCAUCGGUCGCGAAAUUGAAGUUGGAGGUGUCUACAAAGGUGUUGUGACCACAGUUAAAGAAUAUGGCGCCUUUGUGGAGUUUAAUGGAGGCCAACAAGGGCUUUUACAUAUUUCAGAGUUGUCACAUGAACCGGUGUUGCGAGUUUCAGAUGUAGUAUCUGUUGGUCAGCAACUUUCUUUAAUGUGCAUAGGGCGAGAUGUGCGUGGGAACAUUAAAUUAUCUUUAAAAAAUACUCUACCUGGAGCUACAUCAAAAAAAUAUGAUUCUGCCCGUGAAUCUGCUUCUUGUACAAGGCAAGCAUCUAAUGUACGGGAUCCUUUCGUUGAAGUCUGUAAUGAGCAGCAGGGAAAGCGAGAUGCUAAUGUGAGGGAUGAUGUUUUGGAAAGUGAUGCAACUGCAGGGCAGACCUCCACCCCGGGAACACCAGCAUUCUUGAUUCGUAGCGCUGCAGAAUGUGACGAAGAAGAAAGAACUGCCGGAGUAAAUUUUAAUUGCAAAAUUAAGAGUGAUAACUCUAGACUUGAUUCUAAAUCCGAGCUGGGAAACUCUUUGGAACAAACCGAUACCAACUUAUCCCCAAAAUUAGCCUUUUUUUCCGGAAAUGCUAAGAAAAUCAGAGAAGGAAGUGAAGAGAAAAAAACGUCUGCAGCACCAAGGCUGUCUAAGAGUUACUUGAAGAACAAGGAUGCUACUGUUGAGACUCCUUUAUCAGCAAAUAAGUUAAAACUUGGAAUGAAGCUGACAGCCAAGGUGCAUCAGAUUCGAGCACUUGGUCUAGUGCUUGAUUUAGGCGGUGGGAUCCGUGGAAUGUAUCGCUUUGAGCCUGGUUCCAAGCGUGUUUUUGAGGUCGGUGAUGUGCUGCUGGUGAAGUGUUCAAGUUUUACAAGCAAGGGAGUUCCAGUCAUGUCAUUGUUUGAGGAUUAGCAAGAUAAGUUCUGAAGACAAGCUGAUGUUUUAGUGCAAGGAAUCUAGAGAACUGCUUUAUUGCUACACAAUGCUCGAUGGCAUAAAAUUUUGCCCAAGGACCUCCAGGUUUUGUUCAAGUAAUAAAAUAGGCUAGCUAUACUACCUAGUGUCUGAAUUUUGCUUCUUUGUGCUCUUAACUUGGAACAUUAUUUCCUUUUAUGAUCUAUUCUUGAAAUAUUCAUUUUAGUAUUUUAAAGGAUGGGCGAUUUUAAAUAAAAAGAAAAUUUUACAUGAGCU